GUCACGUGGGUUCCGAAAGACGCACUACUGGGCAGUGCUUGGAGAAGAUAGCAGAGGUGAACAGCAUUUGAGCGAUGGACGUUGUUUCCCUGGAAGGCGAGCUUCGCGCCUCUGCGGCACUCGUCAACGUGACCACCGCCGCGUUUCCGUCCGACGUGCGUCAUCAACGGUGAUGAGCACCUCCCGACUUUGACAAAUCUUAAGAUGCCCCAGAUACCAGUGAACGCGGAGAAUUAGUAAUGCGGGUGGAAGGGAACGCAUCGUCCGUCUGCAAAGACCGCUUAAAAGAACGACGCCUUCACUCGCAGUUGCAGUGGAAAGACGCCCGAGUCCGUGAGAAGUUGGUCGUCUGGAUUCCGUUGGCACAUAGGCCAGUCUGGAGGACCUCCGAAAGAAUCUCCCCCAUCUUUCGUUCAGCCCGGAAAGAAGGGAAACGUGUCACUGACCGACUAGUGACAAGCUACACAAAAAGAGCACAUGCGCCAAGUUUGCCCCCACCCCUUUCUCUCUCUCUCCCUUUCCUCCUCGAUUUUUCUGUUGUGCCGGUAUGAACAGCCAUUAGGAAGCGAAGAAGGGUCUUCUGCGCCAGUCGUCCACCCCUUCGCCCUUUCUCUCCGCUGCUGAGCAUUUUUCUCUCCCUCCAACGGCGGUGCCGGAAAAAAAAAAAAGUUGCCCUCGGCGGCGGGGCAAGUGGGCAAGUGCCUACAGACACCUCCUCACCCGCUCGCUCACCCUCGCCACCCGGGCCGUGACGUAGCUGCCGCUUUCGCUUACCUUGCUAGCCGACUCCAGUAGCCCACAUUCGCAGAGAGUGGUUGGACGUUGUAGGUUCCGGCCGUGUGUCCGUUUGCCCCCUGCGUGCGCACUUGGCGUAGUCUCGCCGCGGAACUACAUAGAGCAGCGCCGUACUAGUGUGUUACGUUGCUGCACUUCGCGCUGGGAUUUUACGCACGCUCUGCGCUUUUCUACCACAAACCUGGAUUACUAACCAACAGCGGCGUUCAGCAUGCCCAAAGUAUUCUUGGUGCGAAAGCCUCGGAGCCACCGGCGGCGCGCAUUGUCGACUUCAUCUACGGUGACACCCCCGCCGAGCCCACAGGAACCGACGCAGUCACGGACCACCUCGACAUGUCCGCCGUACCAAGGGAACCUCGUCAUCGAUUUGGGAUCGCCAGCCUCCAGCUGUGGGCAGCGGAGCAGUCCUCCUAUAAGUCACCGCAGCAGUCCGCCCGUGUCUCCGCCGACGCCCCCAUCGUCGAGCGAAGGCGACAAGGGCUGCCAGCAGAGCAGUGAUGAACCGUACCUGUCUUCGGAGGACUCCUCCUCGGAGGUGUCCUCCACGUCCAUCGCGUACGCAAACUUCCUGGGCAGAAUAGCCAUCCCGCGAGCCCAUGCUGCGUCGCACUCCGUGCCGCUGCAGCAGGACCCGCGGCCCAUGGCCCCGUGCCCUUUGCGUGUUCCUGUGAUCCAGUCGCCCAUCUCCCGCUACCCAUCUGCUCGGCCGCUGAUCGCGCCUACGUCCAUGGACAUGCCGCUGGACGCCCGCAUCAAUGUGCCUGCCGCCUCGCCCGAGGCGCACCCCCACUACCUGCCGCCCACGUCUCCCGUGGAGCUGACGCGGCGCCCCGUGGAAGUCAUGUCUGCAGCCGUUUCUGAGAAGGCAGUGUCCGACGACGAGGCUUCCCCCAGGCCUGCCGCUCAGCUGACGGCCAGGCUAGGCCUUCUGCAACAGCGGCUAGGCCUGAACGCGGACUUGCCCCUCGAGUUCGUCAAUGGCGGCCACGGCAUCAAAAACCCGCUCAUCAACAAGACCGGCCGACGGAACAGCGGCCAGCAACCAUCAUCGGCAGUCGAGUCGCACGAUUCGAGCAGCAACCAGAGCUCUGGGUUUUCAUGCGGAGUGUGUGGCAAGACUUUCGGCCUGCAGCGGCUUCUUAAUCGCCACAUGAAGUGCCACAGCAACAUCAAGCGCUACCUGUGCACCUUCUGCGGCAAGGGAUUCAACGACACCUUCGACCUCAAGCGCCACACAAGAACGCACACCGGCGUCCGCCCGUACAAGUGCGGCAUGUGCGACAAGUCGUUCACACAGCGCUGCUCGCUCGAGUCGCACACGCUCAAGGUGCACGGCAUCCAGCACCAGUACGCCUACAAGGAGCGCCGGGCCAAAGUGUACGUCUGCGAAGAGUGCGGCCACACGACGAACGAGCCCGAAGUUCACUUCCUGCACCUCAGGGAUCGCCACCCUCUGAGUCCGGCUCUGCACAAGUUCUACGACAAGAGGCACUUCAAGUUCUCCGACGGCACUUUCCCCAUGAACAUACUGCGCGUGCCUCUUGCCUAAACUGCCUUUCUCGGGCGGUGAACGCGUUCAACGCCCCUUGCGAGGCGUCAGCCACAUGGAGCGCACUUGGCGAUAGCGGAGCACCUUCUGGUGCGCAUUUACACUGAAGGAUAACCUCUACAAGUCAGUUUAUACCGCAAAGUGGAUCCCCCAAAACUAUUUUAAUUGAUUUCCCAUGACAUUCUCGAAUAUUUCAUUUCUAUUGCGAAAAGAAAGCUGACUUGUUGCUUGAACCAAGGCUCAUUUUUUAAAAAUUUUAUUAAUGCAACGAAAUUGCAUGGAAUGAUAGUAUAAACGUAAGAACAUCAAAGCCAAGUAGUUAAACAGGUACUUAGCCUAGUUGCUAAUCCAUGGUUUGGUUGUGCAGCACACGUGGAAAAAAAUAUCAACCACGUUCAGAGAAACAUGAAUCCUCGUACUUAUGUUUGUGUGAGCGUGUGUUUUCAAGUGCACUGCUUACCAAAUCAUAUCUAAACAAGAUUUAACCAGAAAAAAAAAGAACUAGGCAUAAAACUGACGCAUAAAAGCCCCCGGAGGAACACGUGCAUUCAAAACGCAUGCGUUUCCAACCGCGGCGGCCGCAUUUCGCUGAGGCCAGAACGCAAACACCCUCGCGCAGUUACGUUCAGGUCCCCAAAUAAGGAGUCUCACGUCCAGCAUGUUCCAUAAAGACGUGACACCUCAGAAUUUUGAAAGCUUAAAGGGGCGCCAGAGGGCAACAGCAAAUUAGUAGAUUAUUCCUUCAAAAGUAUUUGCGUUCAUCCGACGGGAAGAAUAUGUGCCGAACUUCCUUUUUUUUUUAAUCUUUCUUCCACGCCGUGAUCUCGGCGCCUGCACGACAGCGUGACGCCACAGAUUUUCGCGUUAUCUUAUCUGGGCAUUUAGCCGCAACAAGAUUUCUCAAGGAUGUCUGUUACCGCAGACCUUUAUAGAACUCGAUGCAAUGAUCGUUUACCAAGAUCAGGCGCUAUCAAAGCCCAUGAAGUCGGAGCGAGCUUGCGCGCGAGCUUCGUGAUGCUGUUGCCACCCUGUUUUCUGACUUUGCAAGCCAGCUUAUCUCGUAAUGAGAACUGCCACUUCACCUGUGCGUAAACUAAAUUUGCGAACACAGCUUUAUCCGAUGUGCCUGUUUAGUUUUGUACCUUCACGCUUCGACACCGACGCGGCUAAUGCGUCGCGCAAACGGGACGCGCUGAUACGUUGCGUGUGGCUGUCGCUUAGGGCUACCUAUGACUGUGAUAUCUGCACCUCACUUUUGUAAAUACACAGCCUUCCGGGGCCUCGUCAUUAAUUUAUGUUCCACCACUCAUUCCCUCGCAAUGUCUUUCCGUCAUUGUUUUUCUUCGCAUCAAGUCGAUCCCUUAUUGCCAUGUGAUCCGUGCCCUUCGUCUUUGGCGCACGUUUUCUUGUCCGGAAGACAUGCCUCAGACGUUGAGGUGCAGUACAAACUUGUUUCUGUGGACGUCUUUUUGUUCGUUGUAAAUAAGCUGUUCAUCAUAAGUCACUAGCCUCCCAUUUGUUCUCGUAAGCACAAAGUUCUGUGCCCUUCCACGUUCAUUCAGCUGGGGGCCAUAUUUUGCGGGGAUUAAUUCCGAGAAUAUGUCUGAGCCUGUGUGCGCACUGAAAAGUCCAUUUAUCGUCCGAAGAACAGAAAAUGAGAAGAAUCACUAUAAAAUACUGCUCUAGAGUGCCCGACCGCCUGGAUGUUUUUAAAAAGUAAAAGCCGUUUGGAGCCCCAAGGAAAGCAAUAAACAGAAUUCUGUGUUCUUGGAUUGAAUUUUUACGUCCGACAACCACUCCAACCAAAUUCUUAUCUUGUUCAUGUUCUUCAUAAAAUGGCAAUAGUCAUACAUCGUCUUCCCAUGGUCGUAGACGUACAUUGUUCAUGUUCAAUAAACUGUCAUAAACUGA
Messenger RNA from Dermacentor albipictus, 4255 nucleotides. Its product is annotated as transcriptional regulator ovo-like. Gene Ontology annotation, biological process: epidermal cell differentiation; regulation of transcription by RNA polymerase II. Gene Ontology annotation, cellular component: nucleus. The record is from RefSeq and is a predicted model, not a curated record. Gene Ontology annotation, molecular function: DNA-binding transcription factor activity, RNA polymerase II-specific; RNA polymerase II cis-regulatory region sequence-specific DNA binding. NCBI's taxonomy places the organism in Eukaryota, Metazoa, Arthropoda, Arachnida, Ixodida, Ixodidae.